Molecule: messenger RNA, 894 nt
Organism: Papaver somniferum (opium poppy)
Lineage: Eukaryota; Viridiplantae; Streptophyta; Magnoliopsida; Ranunculales; Papaveraceae
Exons: 1
Coding region: 1-894 (297 amino acids)
Source: RefSeq, a predicted model, not a curated record
AUGGGCCGUAGCAUGUGGUUUGGAAUUUUAAGAGAAAGCUCGAUUUUUGCAGAGACUGUAAGGGUGCACGUAAAGGAUGGUACAACGCUCAGAUUCUGGCAAGACUGCUGGUGUGCUAAGGUUUCUUUCAGGGAAAAGUAUCCUAGGCUAUAUAAAAUCAGCACGCAAAAGACGGCUUCAGUAGCAACGAUAUUCGAACAAAGAUGGAACUUUCAGUUUACCAGAUGUUUAGAUCCAGCUGAAAGUAUCGACUUGCUGGAAGUAAAGCAUGAGAUUAGGAUGAUCAACUUGUCGCAAGGGGAGGUAGACGGUUUGGAAGGUGAAGUGACAGCUAGAGUAAUCUACAUGAAGCUCUCUGAGACUGACGCAGAUUGGGAAGGACAUCGUCUCUUAACAAACAAAUAUGUUCCACCGAAAGUUAUCUUCCUAUUCUGGGCUUCGCUGCACAAUUCAAUCCCAACAAGGUAUAUGUUGCAAUACAGGGGAGUGGCUAUUCAAUCCAGCUUAUGUUUAUUCUGCAAUACAGCGGUGGAGACGAUGGAUCAUCUCUUCAUCCAUUGCAGGGAGAUUAAUCAAUUGUGGGAAUACUUUUUAGCUUCUCUGAAGGUACAAUGGGUUAUGCCUCUUAACUUUAUGAUGUGCAUUCAGAGCUGGAGAAUGGAAAGAACCACAGCAAGAGUGAAGAUGGUACGGCAAUUAAUUCCUUUUGCUAUAUGUUGGGAGAUUUGGAACGAGCGUAACAGGAGGGUGCAUGGAGGAAGAUCGAAGUCAGUGUAUGAAUUGGAAAUUGCCAUUAAACAAUGGAUUUUCCUGUGGAGUUCUUCUACGGAAACUUUUAAGAACUAUACUGCGAAUCAGGUUAUAACAAAUUGGGAGGAUAUUAUGAGUCUGUAG